This is a messenger RNA of Chanos chanos (milkfish), 4524 nucleotides long. It is a transcript of the gene usp36, whose product is annotated as ubiquitin specific peptidase 36. The transcript has 21 exons. Gene Ontology annotation, molecular function: cysteine-type deubiquitinase activity. Bases 86 to 3565 code for a protein of 1159 amino acids. NCBI's taxonomy places the organism in Eukaryota, Metazoa, Chordata, Actinopteri, Gonorynchiformes, Chanidae. Gene Ontology annotation, cellular component: nucleus; cytosol. Gene Ontology annotation, biological process: protein deubiquitination; regulation of apoptotic process. The record is from RefSeq and is a predicted model, not a curated record.
ACAAAAUGAAGGCUUUGUAGCAUAGCGGCGGUAUUUAGAACGAAACCACAGUAUCAUUGUAGAUGAAAAAAGAAAGUGAUGCGCAAUGCCAAUCGUGGACAAGCUCAAAGAGGCCCUAAAGCCAGGACGGAAGGAUUCUGCCGACGAAGGCGACCUUAAUAAACUCCUGGCCUCCUCCGCUAAGAAAGUUCUGUUACAGAAGAUUGAGUUUGAGCCAGCCAGCAAAGGCUUCUGCUACCAACUCGAAACACUCAAGACCAAGUAUGUUAUUCUGAACCCGAAGAAUGACGGUGCUUCGGCACAGAAGAACCCAGAACCGGCCCAGAUCAAAAGACAAGUUUCUGAGAGCAUAACUGGGGGCCAGAGUGAUGGUAUUCCUGCUCCACAGAAGAUACUUUUCCCAGGGAACAGGCUCUCUAUGCGGUGGGAGCGGGUUUAUAGGGUGGGAGCCGGCCUCCACAACCUGGGAAACACCUGCUUCCUCAACUCCACUGUGCAGUGUCUCACCUACACCCCUCCUUUAGCCAAUUACCUUCUCUCCAAGGAGCAUAGCCGCGCCUGCCACCAAUCAGGAUUUUGCAUGAUCUGUAUUAUGCAAAACCACAUCAUCCAAGCCUUUGCCAACACAGGCAAUGCCAUCAAGCCUGUAUCUUUCAUCAGAGACCUGAAGAAGAUUGCUCGACAUUUUCGAUUUGGGAGCCAGGAGGAUGCCCAUGAAUUCUUGCGGUACACUAUUGACGCAAUGCAGAAAGCCUGUCUUAAUGGCUACCCCAAAUUGGACAGGCAGACACAGGCCACAACAUUGGUUCAUCAGAUUUUUGGCGGCUACCUAAGGUCACGAGUGAAGUGUUCCAUUUGUAAGAGUGUGUCGGACACUUAUGACCCUUACCUGGACAUAGCUGUUGAGAUUCGGCAAGCGGCCAACAUCGUCCGUGCUUUGGAACUAUUUGUCAAACCCGAUGUAUUGAGCGGCGAGAACGCUUAUAUGUGUGCCAAGUGUAAGAAAAAAGUUCCAGCGACAAAACGAUUCACGGUUCAUCGAACAUCCAAUGUUCUGACCCUGUCCCUCAAAAGGUUCGCCAAUUUCAGCGGGGGAAAAAUUACCAAGGAUGUUGGUUAUCCGGAAUUCCUGAACAUUCGCCCCUACAUGUCCCAGAGCACAGGAGACCCUGUGAUGUAUGGCCUCUAUGCUGUUUUGGUGCAUUCUGGGUACAGUUGCCAUGCUGGGCACUACUACUGCUAUGUUAAGGCCAGUAAUGGGCAAUGGUACCAGAUGAAUGACUCCAUGGUACAUUCCAGUAACAUCAAGGUCGUCCUCAAUCAACAGGCAUAUGUGCUCUUCUACCUGAGGAUUCCCGAAACCAAGAAGAAUGUGGAUGGGCCAGUAUCAAAGCAGGGUUUUGUACACCCUGCGAAGAACAAUUUGGCUUCAGAACAACUUAAGAAGACCACUCUGAAUGGACCCCUCUCCUCGCCCCAGGUUACCAAGAAGUUGGACCCCUCCCAACUGAGAAAGAUCCAGUCCAUGGAUGGGGGCAUGGGAGUGGCAGUGCCAAGGAAUGGCACCAGUGUCCCAUCUCCCAAAAUGUCCAAUGGCGUGUCUUCAGCUCACGCUUUGUCCAAGCUGUCCGGUGGCCCCACGCUGAUUGAAGAGCCCUUCAAAAAACUGAAGAAGCCCUCUCCUCAGCUGCAGGCUCGCAGUAGCACCCCGGCACCCUCCAACGGCCUGGCCAAACCAGAGACUGAAAGGAGGAAUGGAACGGAGAACCGUGGACUGGCACCAUCUACCUCACUCAAGUCCCUAUCCGACUCUUCAUCAGCCGACACCUCAGAGUCUAAGGACUCAAUCGGCACUCGGAGCGCGCCUGUCGGGGACCUGACCACAGCCCCCAAAAAUGGCGUGAAUGGGACAGGAUCUCCUGCAAAGAGUGCGGCGCGGUUGGGUGCAGAGGAGCAAAAGGCAAAACUGAAGCCCCAAGCCCUCACCAACAUCACAUCAGAAGCCACCAGCACUAUGUCCCCUCCACCUGCCAAGAGGCUAGCUUUGUCUGCCAAGAAGGCCAAUCACAGCCGGAGUCUGAGCAGCACCAGCACUGAGGCUCCGCCCAACCCAUCCCACCAUCUGUCAAAUGACCCCACACAUUCAGCUCAACUUCACCUUCUCACCUCUGCCUCAUCGGACCAGCGCUACAGGGUUGUACCAUUCCAUUCACCCAAGCUGCAGUCUCCUCCUGUGACUCACGAUCAACAAAGCUUUAAAAACGACAGCCCCGCAAAAGAGUCCCCCUCUACCCUGAAGAGUCCCAUACUCACCAUGUCCCCGCAGAUGAAUGGUUUCCAGUCUAACCCUUUUGGCACCAACGGACCAAUCCGGAACCAGAAUAUCCUGGCCCCAGACACAAGACUCACUAAAGAAUCUCUCAGUCCCUCCCUAAAGAAGAAGAAAAAGAAGAAACUCAAGCGACAUCACUCAGAAUUAGAAGGAGAACAGCCAACUGUCACCUUAUCAGACGCUCUGGCAAAACAAGAAGAUUCGAUCAGUGAAAAAAGGAGGAGAAAGAAAAAAAGGAAAAGAGAAGAAGACGUAAAACCUCCGGGGAACCGAAGGGAGUGCGUGCCGUCCCAUCUCGAGGCCCAGGCCCAAGACGAAGACUGGUGUCUUGGAGAGACUUGGAGCAUCAGGCCUGUUGCUAAAGCAUCCAUAGAAGAGCCCAAGCAGAAAGCAGAUUUGUCCUCAGAGCAGAAACCUCAAGUUCAGCCUCAGGCCCUGCCUGUGCUUUUGCAAAACCAGUUAGCACCCCCUCUGGGCCAGGAGAAGACAGACACCAUCUCAAAGAAGAAAAAGAAGAAGAAGAAGAAGAAGAAACUCAGGGAGAUGUUGGACAACACAGCUACAUCCUUUGUAACAGUAAGUUCUGCGGUUAAGGAUGCAGUUACCACAGAAAGCAAGGUGAAUAAGUCAGCAGUGUGUAAGAAAAAACAGAAGAAAAUGAAGAAGGAGCUGAAGGAUCAAGAGGCCAAACAGAUAGAGGAGACAGGACAUCCUGUUGACCAUCUGGCGAGUCACGAAUGUGAGUCGGUUUCUCAGAAGAGCAACGAGAAGACCGAGAAGAUGGGCAAACCAAGCAAUGCUGCUGUGACUGUCUGGGACAGUCAGGUUAAGGAUGGCUACAAGCGUACUGAGAACCCCUCAGGAGCAGAUGACGUGUCUGGGAAAGGGCCUUGCCCUGCCCCCAUGGCCUGGGAUGGCAAGAGGAGCAACUCUGUGGUGGAAGAGCUCCUGAAGAACUCUUUAGAUAAAGCUUACGGAACAGAGGUCCUUAGCUGGGAAGGAGAGCUCUCUUCCAUCAGUAAAGAUGCCAUGGAAGAUGCCCGCUAUGCCAAAACCGACACAGUGAUAGAUGAAUGGGACGAAGAGUUUGACAGUGGAAAGAUCAAGAAAAUGAAAAAGUAUAAAAAGGAGAAGCGAAGAAGUGGCAACGUCUUCCAGAAGAUUCAGGACCGCAGGAACAUGUGGUCAGUCACACCAGGGGGAAGGAGGAAUAGUUUAGGCUUCCGCCGCUGAGAAGACUGAUCUGAAAGGCUCUGUGAUGUGGAUACUGUCUGUGCGUGGGCAGAGAUGCCCUUACCAGGCCAGUAGCCGUAUUGGAUCAGAAGAUGCCAGGACCUCCCGACCUGGCUUUUCAUGGACUCCAAAGGGCUUCCUCGAAUGCUGCUGAACGUUUACUGUAGGCAGGAUCAAAAUGUCAUGGCUCAGUUUAAAAUUUUGACCGUAAAUCGAAAACAACAACAAAACAAAACAAAACAAAGCCUUCCGUGUGAACAAAACUGUUCCUGAGUCUCUCUUAAUCUCUCUACAUGUUAUAAGAAUUUCACCAAAGCAAGAUGUCAGGAUGGCAGACGGCCAUCCAGUUUGAUGGUUAAGUCCUCGAUUUGAAAUGUGUAUGUUAUUUGAUCUUAUGUGGGUUUGACUCUGGUCAAACCACCAACCACUCCCAAGGCCCAGGUGCUCUUUUGGGCUAUGAUGACAUGUUCUUCAUGUAAACUGUCAGGGGUGUGUCUUCCAUGUUUGCAAGCUGAAUCUAGCACACAGUUCAUUUUGGAGAUGUGAAAACAGAAAAAAAAAGUCACUUUCCAUGAAUGACUUAAAACAGCUUUUAAAGGAUUCGUAUUCCUCCCCCACCCCCAAAUCCCUGCUAAACUGGUAAAUCCUUUGUAGGGAGACAUACAUUUUAUCUGAAUUACUGUAUGUGUUUUCUUUAGUGUGGACAAUAGGAAGCCUGUGUAGGCCUUGGAAAACCCAAAUGAGUUUUAUUUGAAACCUUGGCCAAGUCCAGCCUGAAAAUGAAUGAAAGCAACAUCCCUGAUACAAAGCUGCAGUAUCAUAUCCACUCUGUGAAAAUGUAACUCUCUCGAGGAUGUCAUCUCUUCUUAUAACUGUAGUCUCAAUACCGGACUAAAAUUCACUCAUUUCAUUUCAAAGAGACGACCUUUGAAAUUAUUUCAUUGUUCUUUGUUAAUUUA